Messenger RNA from Colletotrichum aenigma, 939 nucleotides. RefSeq lists its product as uncharacterized. NCBI's taxonomy places the organism in Eukaryota, Fungi, Ascomycota, Sordariomycetes, Glomerellales, Glomerellaceae. The record is from RefSeq and is a predicted model, not a curated record. The transcript has a single exon. The coding region runs from base 1 to 939 and encodes 312 amino acids.
AUGGUCUCUCUGGGACAAAGUCCAGCCCGCCGCCGCCUUCGAGUGCCCCGAGCCCUGCUCCUGGUCUGGCCGAUCUUCGGGCCCAUCACCGACAUCGCCGUCCUCGAUAGCACAGCUGCCCCAGGCGAGGCGUUCAAGAACCGUCAACCGUUUGUAAUCGAGAAUCCGGACGGCUCCAAGAAGUUUCACACCGUGGCCUUGCUGCCUGCUACCUGCCCCCUUUUGUCCCGCAUCGUGACAUCUGCCGGCAUUUUUGACGAAUUCCUCGCGGUUAGCGAGAGGAUGACGGAGCUGCAUACAUUUGAUUGGGACAAUAUCAAGGAGGCUCAGCGCGCGGGCGUUACAAAGUUCUACUGCUGCGACAAGGAGUGCAAGAGUCAACCGUACUUGUUCAUGACCGAGGAGCCGAAGCUGGUCAUUCAAGCGCUGGAGAAGCCCUACGUCACCCUUGGCGAGGCCGUCUCUGCUAUUCACGAGUGGCUUCUUACCAUGCAGGAGGUUAUCCUAAUUGCUGAAAGAGCGCAGUUUCCGGAGGACGAUACUUGGGGUUGCCAGACGCCACUGCCAUCGAAGGACACGAAGUUUUGGGUUUCUGGUCUCUGGGGGACGAAUAUAAUGCGCCAGGGCGGCGUUGGCUCUGGGGAGCAGUCUAAGUGGGAUCCUGAGACGGGAGAGGGAUUCCCGCAGACGGAGGAGGAGUGGGAAGAGCUUUUGGAGAUGGCAAGGAAGAAGCGACGUGGCUUGCGUGCUAGGGGCGACGGCGGCCAUAAGCCAGGGAUGGUAGAAGUAGAUGAAGUAAGACAUAUUGGGACUCUUGGUUUAAUUACGAGCAAGAAGGAAAUCUGGUGGUAUCAAUGCGCUUAUACGUACGUCUCGGCAUUUGUGUCCCUACGGACAAAAAAGGAGAUGCCGCUCGGCAAACUAAUAUUCAAGUCAUAG